GGCCAGUUUCGCGCUCAUCGGCUGUCAGUAACAGCAGCAGCACACACGAGUCUGAACUCCGCGUCUCUUUGUCCGCGAUCAUCAUGACACACAGGUGAUCUUCAGUCCCUCUGCUUCUGGGAUUCCAGGUCUGUGUGGUGAGCGAGAGUAAAAGAGGCCGCUGAGAAGGGAUUGCCCAGGGCCACAGCGCCCAGAGUCUGAAGGAGAGCAGCAGUUUUCCAGGCAGGACUGAAGAUCACGAUGGAGAAGGAAGACCUGAAGAUUGUCAACAAGGGUUUGGAGGAUGAGAUGGAGCUCAGUGGAUAUCGGCUGUGCCGAUGGAAGCUGGCUCUGGUGGCAGUCGGGGGUCUCUGUACGGGCGGUUUUCUCUUCCUGCUGCUCUAUUGGAUGCCCGAAUGGUGCGUGAAGGCCACAUGCACGCGGACCGCCGUGAGAGAUGCCGAUGUCGCCCUCUUACGAAGCACUGACGAGUUUAAACGCUGGUUUCGAGCGAAGGUUCGAGUAAUGGAGGCCCCUGGGAAGAACCCUUACGACAGCCUGGUACCUCAGACCGCCUCCCCUCAGGCCAAUGACCACGCCCAUAACACAUCUGACUCCGCCCCUGAUAAAAUCAUCAGGAACACGGAGGACCAGCAUGUACAGAUCCGUUAUUUUACCCUCCAUAGCACUAAAUACUUUUGGAACGACACCAUACAGAACUUUGAAGUGUUGACAGGCCUGGAGGAUCUGGGCAUGACCUGCUCAUGCAUUCACUCAAAGCACAGUGCAGGGCUCGGCAUAAACCAGCAGGAGUUCAGGAGAUAUUUUUUCGGACUGAAUGAAAUAGACGUGAAAGUGCCUUCUCUUUUCAAGCUGCUAAUUAAGGAGGUGCUCAAUCCUUUCUACAUCUUCCAGCUCUUCAGUGUGAUCCUCUGGUGUACUGAUGAAUAUUAUUACUACGCAAUGGCCAUCGUCGUCAUGUCAGUCAUAUCAAUAGCUACCUCUCUCUACACUAUUAAAAAGCAAUAUGUAAUGCUGCACGACAUGGUGGCAACACACAGUACUGUCCGAGUGACCAUCUACAGGGGCGAUAGCGAAAUGGAAGAAGCCCUGUCCACAGACCUGGUCCCCGGUGAUGUCAUCGUCAUCCCCAGUAACGGGAUCAUCAUGCCAUGUGACGCAGUGCUCAUCUGUGGAACCUGCAUAGUGAAUGAGAGCAUGCUCACAGGUGAGAGUGUUCCAGUCACAAAGACAGACCUUCCAAACCCGGAGCAGGACAAGAGCGGUGGUGAUGGAGACUCAAUCUACAGCACAGAGGAACACAAGAGACACACGCUGUUCUGCGGCACUAACGUCAUCCAGACCCGCUACUACACAGGAGAACUGGUCAAAGCCGUGGUGGUCCGGACCGGUUUCAGCACUGCUAAAGGUCAGCUCAUCCGGUCGAUACUGUACCCCAAACCCACCGACUUCAAACUGUACAGGGAUGCGUACCUGUUCCUGCUGUGUCUCGUGGCCGUGGCCAGCAUCGUCUUUGUCUAUUCGUUGGCCAUGAAAAUCAUUAACCAGGAACCAGUUAAGGAGAUCAUUGUGAAGUCUCUGGACAUCAUCACCAUCACAGUGCCCCCUGCGCUGCCGGCAGCCAUGACAGCGGGUAUUGUCUACGCUCAACGGCGCCUCAGGAAAGUGGGGAUCUUCUCCAUCAGUCCACAGAGAAUCAACAUCUGCGGCCAGCUGAACCUGGUGUGCUUUGACAAGACAGGCACCCUCACAGAAGAUGGCUUGGACAUGUGGGGAAUUCAGAGGGCAGAAGAUGGCAGAUUCCAUCUUUCGGAGGCAAAAGCAGAGGACAAAAGCUUGGUGAUGACUAAGUUUGUGUCCUGCAUGGCCACCUGUCACUCCCUCACAAAGAUCGAGGGUCAGCUCUCCGGAGAUCCACUGGACCUCAAGAUGUUCGAGGCCACGGGCUGGAUCCUGGUGGAAGCCACAGAAGAGGAGACGGCUCAUCACGACCGCAUUGAGCUCACUUACGUAAAACCACCCAAUCAGCUGCUUCCGCCACCUGUGAUAUCACCAGAGCAGGACAUGGUGAAUACCUCUCAGGAGCUGUCUGAACUCUACGAGCUGUCGGCAUCAUAUAUGAUCGGUAUUGUGCGGCAGUUCUCGUUCUCCUCCGCCCUGCAGAGGAUGAGUGUUGUGGUUCGUCAGAUUGGAGAGAGACGCAUGGAUGCGUACCUGAAAGGAGCACCGGAGGUCAUAGCCAGCCUGUGCAAGAAAGAGACCGUACCAGAGGAUUUCGCAGAGGUUCUGGAGGACUACACCAAACAGGGCUUCCGGGUCAUCGCGCUGGCACACCGACGGCUAGAAUCCAAACUCACCUUUCACAAAGUGCAGAACAUCAACAGGGAUCAAAUCGAGAAGAAUAUGGAUUUUCUGGGUCUGAUCAUCAUGCAGAACAAACUGAAGACGGAGACUCCAGACGUACUGGAAGACCUUCGACGUGCCAACAUUCGCACCGUUAUGGUCACGGGUGACAACAUGCUUACAGCUAUCUCUGUGGCACGAGACUGUGGUAUGAUUCAGCCGCAAGACCGAGUCAUUAUUGCAGACGCUCUGCCCCCUAAAGAUGGCCAGGCUGCCAAGAUCAACUGGCACUAUGCCGACAAACCCAGCAAACACUCGAACAAGACUAGCAAAUUAGAGGAGAUGGAGAUAAUAAUGGAGGAUGGACAUGCCAUGGAGGAUCAGAGGCGGCAGGAACAGUAUCACUUUGCCAUGAGCGGGAAAUCCUUCGCCGUGGUUACGGAGCAUUUCCAGGAUCUGCUGCAGAAGAUGGUGCUUCAUGGAACAGUAUUUGCCAGGAUGGCCCCCGACCAGAAGACUCAACUCGUUGAGACUUUAGAAAGUGUAGAUUACUUUGUAGGAAUGUGUGGAGACGGAGCCAAUGACUGUGGGGCGCUAAAGAGAGCUCAUGCUGGAAUCUCCCUGUCGGAGCUGGAGGCUUCAGUGGCGUCUCCAUUCACCUCCACGACUCCCAGCAUCUCCUGUGUGCCCAAUCUGAUCAGGGAGGGAAGAGCGGCUCUCGUCACCUCGUUCUGUGUGUUUAAGUUCAUGGCUCUGUACAGUAUUAUUCAAUGUCUCAGUGUCGCCCUGCUGUACUCCAUCGGCAGUAACCUUGGAGAUUUCCAGUUUCUCUUCAUUGAUAUAGCGAUCAUUCUUCUCAUCGUUUUCACCAUGAGUCUGAACUCGGCGUGGAAGGAGCUGGUGGCUCUGCGACCUCCCUCUGGACUCGUCUCGGGUCCUAUUCUCUUCUCCGUUCUCACACAGAUUGUCAUUUGUCUGGGAUUUCAGAUCAUGGCCUUCCUCUUGAUCCAAUCUCCAGACUGGUACUUGAACUCGGAUUUCUACAACUGCUCCGCUCCCAGUCACGCUGAUAACUCCACAGAGAUUAUCAUGAACGAUGUGAAUACCACACUCUUCUUCAUCUCCUCCUUCCAGUACCUCAUCGUUGCCAUCGUCUUCUCCAAAGGAAAACCUUUCCGUCAGCCCAGCUAUAAGAACUGGCCGUUCGUGCUGUCCUCUCUCAUUCUCAUCGUUUUCCUGUUGUUCAUCAUGUUCGUUCAGAUCUCUGGCAUAUAUCAGUUUUUAGAGCUCGUGUGUGUUCCUCUGUACUGGCGCGUGACUAUGGUGAUUAUCGUGCUAAGCAACAUCAUAGUGUCUGUCUUCAUUGAGACCGUCGUGCUUGACGUCAUCUUAUGGAAGCAUGUGUUCAGCCGAGACAAGCAGGGCAGCUAUGGCGUCUCCCCUGCAGGCCCGACACCACAGGCUGGAAUAGACAUGUAUGGAUCUAAAUGCCUCUCCUGGCUGUGCUGCCGGCGGAGAAAAGUGCCCAAAGCUCGGUACAUGCAUCUGGCCCAAGAACUGAGCGUGGAUCCCGACUGGCCUCCCAAACCGAAGAGCACUACUGAAGCCAAACCCGCCUUUCAAACGGACGAAUGUUCUUACCAGAUCGAGGCGGUUUCCUAGCAUUUCCACACAUCCUGCACAUCCAAACCACCAGGGAUUUCUUAAACACGCAAAACGCUUUUUGUUAAGAGACGCCAAAAACAGACAUUUUUAAUAACACCUCAUGGAUUUUCCCGUUGUUGUUGUUUUUUUUCUUCUGCUGCUCAACAUUAUUUUUUUGGGGUCUCUUUUUCUUUAAAUGGUGGGGCUCAUGGGCUGGGAACUGUGUUUGCCCCGCCCUGAUAUUCCCUUCAACAAAACACAAACGUACAAAAUGGAUCAAUCUCGUUAUCUUGGCUCUGUCAUGGACCGGGUGGAUUUCAUCCGAAGCGUCUCUGAGCAGUUGUGGCUGUGCGGGUGCAGGAGCUCGAGCGUUAGGAUCCUGUCGUUGUAGUUCGGGCUCAGCGUGCCGUCGCCUUGGAAACCAUCACUGCAGUCUGCAUGUGCAACAAACCAAACUGUAAUGCCUCACAACAUCCACCUUCAUAUUUCAACAUAGAUAUAUAUAAUGAAAUAUUAUUAUUAUUAUUAUUAUUAUUAUUUUCAUAUCUCUUCCCAUGGAAGAAUCGAGGCUGUUUGAGUUGUGUAAAGCCAAACAUUGUUAAAGCCGUUUGUGUUUUCUUCACGUCUCUUGGCGGCAGGUUGUGAUUGUUCCACCCGGAAACUCUUCGGCAUCAUCGUUGCGUUGACACGGGCCGAAUCAGAAUAUCAUCAGGAGUCUAUACCAAAUUCUGCUCACACUUUACAUUAGUUUCAUGUUUUUACACUAUUAUUGCUAUUGUAAUGGUAAUAACAGAGUAUGUGUAAUAUGGACGCUAAUGUAAAGUAUUAAUUGAUUUAGCUCAAGUAUGAUUGGACACUUGUCAUUUCGAUUUGUCAUAUAAAUGAAAAUCGCCUUUGACACUGGCAAACGAAAUAACAAACCAGGGCCUGAAAUUCAUUUCUGGAAAUGGGGUGAAUUAAACACGUGACACUGAAACAUCAAAAAUGUCAUAUAUAUAUAUAUAUAAAAUGCAUUGAGUGUUAAAUAAGUGAGAGGACCUUACUGCUAAAUUACAAAUAGAUCGAUGGACCUGUAUUAAAGACUGUAGUAAGAUUAUAUAUUAAAUAUUCUGUUUAUAUUAUUAAUAUUAUAGUAUUUACAGUUGUGGCCUAAUAUAUUGGCACUCUUGUUAAAUAUGAGUAAAAUAGUUUUAUCUGCAUUGUUCAUCCUUUUGAUCUUUCAUUCAACAAUAUCACAAAAAUAUAUCCUUUAAUUUAACUAAAACAACUGAAAUGGGGAAAUAUCUCAUUAUUAAAUAUUUUUCUCCAAACCGCAUUGGCCAUAAUUAUUGGCACCCUUUUAUUCAAUACUUUGUCCAGCCUCCCUUUGCCAACAGCUCCUUGUCUUCUCCUAUAAUGCCUAAUGAGGUUGGCGAACACCUGGCAAGGGAUCUGAGAUCAUUCCUCCAUACAGAAUCUCUACAGAUCCUUCAUAUUCGAGGUCCAUGUUGGUGGACUCUCCUCUUCAGUUCACCUCACAGGUGUUCUUUGGGGUUCAGGUCAGGGGACUGGGGUGGCCAUGGCAGAACCUUGAUUUUGUGGUCAGUGAGACAUUUUUUAUCUGUUGGUAUAUGAUAGAGUCCAUGAUGCCAUGUAUCCGAACAAGAUGUCCAGGACCUCUGGCAGAAAAACAGCCCCACUACAUUAAAGAUCAAGCACCAUAUUUAACUGUGGGCAUUGGGUACUACUUCAUCUCUGUGUGUGCCAAACCCAUCUCUGGUGUUUGCUGCCAAAAAGCUCUUUUUCUGUUUCAUCUGACGGUAGAACCCGGUCCUGUUUGAAGUUCCAGUAGUGUCUGGCAAACUGAAGACGCUUUUUUUCUUGAAACCCUCCCAAAUAAUUGUGGUGAUGUCUGAUUGUAGUUUUGAAGACUUUCUGACCCCAAGACACAACUAAUUUCUGCAAUGCUCCAGCUGUGAUCCUUGGAGAUUCUUUGGCCACUCUAACCAGCAUCCUCACUGUGCGUGGAGACAAUAUAGACACACGUCCUCUUCCAGGACUGUUCUUACGAUCUCCAGUUGAUUGGAAUUUCUGAAUUAUUGCCCUGAUGGUGGAAAUGGGUAUUUUCAAUGCUUUGGCUAAUUUCUUAUUGCCACUUCCCAUUUUGUGAAGCUCAAAAACCUUUUGCUGCACAUCAGAACUAUAUUAUUUACUCUAACCCGCUUGUGUGUUACGUCACAUUUAUACCCCUGUGAAACAGGAAGUCAUGGCUGAACAGUUUCAAGUUCAUAGUCAUCCAAGUGCACUAAAAAAUAUAAAAUAUGAAUGGGAAUAUUCUUAAGAUAUAUUUUACUCAUAAGAAUUUCUAGGGGUGCCAAUAAUUGUGUUCAAUGCGUCUUGGAGAAAAAUAUUUAUUUAAUAAUGAGAUAUUUCCCCUCUUUCAGAUGUUUUUCUUUAAUUAAAGGUUUGAUUUUUGUGACUUUUUUGAAUGAAAGAUCAAAAGAAUAAACGAUGCAGAUUUUAUUUCACGGCCGCCUUUGCUCAUAUUUAAUAUCUGUGGCCACUACUGUAUAUUAUAUUUAUUCCAGAGGUAAACAUGAGUGGAUGGAGCUGUAGAGAGAUGCAGAUGAGAGCGGUAUAACAACAUUUGGAUGUCAAAUUAAUUUAAGUUCAUCAAACAGACAGAAGCCGUUGAGUCUGAGAGACAAAAUCAUGAUUUAAGUGUUCAUGUUUGUGGAUUAGUUACUAAUCCUGAUGUAUAUGUAACAGUGCAUAUAUGUGUAUGGGAAUUACCUGCAGUAGCAACAUAUUCCCAUUUUUAAUGUAAUGCACUACACUACAUCUUAAAGUAAUGUGAUUACAGUAAUUAGAUUACACCAACACUGAAAUCUGGAUUGCCACCCUUUCGGUCCACUACAUCAAGAGCCUUAAAGUGAUCUUAUUGGCUGUUUAUUAACUUGAGAUCGUUUCUUCUUUAGUUUAACUGGAAGACUCGAUACGAUGAGCUCUUGUUAGAUGUGCAGUCCAAAUCAGCGCAAUGAAAUUGCUCAAAAUGAGUAAACAGUGUUAUUUAGUCACUCGUGGCUCAUGACCGGUUCUACUGCUGAUAUUACAAUAGAGGAAACAAUGUUUCUAACACUUAAGAGGAACAGUUCACUCAAAAAUUUUAAUUCAUUUUUUACUAUAAAUCUCCACUUUCACAUUUUGAAAGUGAAAGUGAAAUUGGAGAUUUAUGGUUAGAAAAAGGAGCUUCAAAGUUCUAGUCACCAUUCACUUGCAUUGAAAGCUGAAAUAUUCUUCUAAAAAUCUCCAAAUGUGUUCUGCUGAAGAAAGUCAGUCACACAUCUGGGAUGUCAUGAGGUCGAAUAAAUGAUGAGAGAAUUUUCAUUUUUCUGUGUAAUCGAAUUUUAAUAGAUAAAGGUCCGAACAGCUGUAGCAUACAAGCUCCUCCCCUACUUCCAGAUUUGAUUUUGUUUGCAUAAUGUAUGUAUUGCAGUCCAUCUGUCAUCAACAUGCCAACUUGUUCAAGAGCAUCAGUUAUACACACACACUCACACUCACACACACACACACACACACACACACACACACACACAGUACUGUGCAAACGCUUUAGGCACUUGUGAAAAAUAUAGUGAGGAUGUCUUUAAAAAUAAUGAAGUCCAGUUAAUAUAAAAAGAGGUAAAUCAAUGUGUGUCUAUCUCAACUGACCCGAUGUUCAGUGGGCACUGUGGGGGCAAUGCCAUCUUCUCUGUUUGCUAAAGUAAUGUUUAUAUCAGAAACAUUUAUAUUCAUAUUGACACACUCAAGCUGAAGAUAGAAAUAACCAUCUUAAGACAAACGCUUUUGUGAAACAUCUUCAACUUUUGCAGUUCUGUGUGUGUGUGUGUGUGUGUAUAAAUAUAUAUAUUCUUGGAUUAUGUGUGUUUUUUUUUUUAAGGAAACUGUUUUUCCAUUUUAAUUUUAAAUGUGUUCCUGAAAUGAAUAAUUUGGUAAUAUCAGGUGAUAUCAGCUUUAUUUUGUUCUCUUCACAUCGAUGUUUCUUCAUUUAUUUUCUUUCCAUCUUCACAUCAUAUCCUAAAGAGAGUCUCAUAAAUGAAUAAUUGUCAGAUUUGUUAUACACGAUGUGCCAGAUUCACUAAAUGAUUUUAAAAAGAAAAUUCUUCUUCAAGGUGCUGGAAACGAUUCUUUUCAUGGAAGAAACGUUCCUACUGAAAUAAGUGUGUUGAGAUAUCUCCCCGGUCUCUCUGACGGCUCUAGACUCCAUAAACAACAAACAAAAACAUGUCCGCAAACAAUGAUGCUUUCUGCCUGUCAAUCAUUUUGCACGUGCUUAUAGUUUUGUAGCAGCAGUGAAUUAUUGAGGCUUAAUGUCAUUUUUAUGGCAUGUUGUUCAUCACAGUUGUCAGUUGAGGGCGCUGUUUCACCGCUGUCGUUUCUGCUCGUGUCUCAAAGCUUAAUUUGGUAUCUUCAGAGGGCGGGGUUUUGGGAAACGGGGCGUGGCUAAUGCAACGGCUCAACUUGUCGAAGAUCUUCAUCGGCUAAAAUCGCUUACAGCACCUUUAACUAACAUUUUCUUCUUGAUUUCUAACUUUAGAAAGUGUGAAUAUUUUGUAUUCCUGGAAUUCAAAUGAUCAGAUUUUUCUUCUUCUGAAGUAUUAGACAAGAUAACCUCAUUAUAAUCACACAAUGUUAAAACGUGUCAUUUUAUUAGCAAGAAAAUAUUUGUUUUAGCACUUAUAAGUCAAGUUAGAAUUUCGUUUUUUUUUUUUUUUUUUUUUUGUUUAAGGACAUUUUCAUGAAUUCGCCCCGAUGUCUCUUUUUAUUUGAUAGAUUUUCCAUGUCAUCCAUUAAAUUGUGAGUUAAUUUAUACAGUUAUAAAGAUACUUUAAUACAUUAACUAUGAUUUAAUGUUUUAACGGUCUAGUUUGUCCCAAAAACAUUUUUACAGAUAUCAGCAGAAAAUAAUUUUCUGGCACAGAAUCUGAAUUGAUGAAAUGGACACUAGAGGUGACCGAUAGAUCAGUUUAACGAUUAAUCAUUGCUGAUAGUUGCGUUUUGGAACUAUCGCUUAUCGGAAAAAUUCUAUGGCAAUAGUUGCAAUAGUUUUUUUUAUUAUUACAAAAUAAAAGUCCUCUGGUGUGUUUCAGGCUUGUUUAUACUUUUAAAAGUCCUGCUUUGUGCACCAAAUUAUUAUUAUUUUUUUCAAAGUCCACGAUCGGUCGACCUCUAAUUGAUCCUGUAACUGUUAUCUUCUAAUCUGGCCACAUCUUUUCCUUCACAUGUAAAUGUAUUUAUUGUUCGCUCGUGUCAAGUUGUUUUCGCUGUAUUGCCAUUUUUCUAUUCUUCAGUUUCAUUUGAAUAUAAGGGCUGAAUCUGUCGUUCUGUCUUGUGCUAUUUCUGCAAUACUUUGGUACUGUUUGAUAUUUGAAAUGGUAUUGAUCAUUGAACAUCUUUGCAAUGUGUUCGUUUCAUCUGUAUCAUAAAGAGAUAUGAACGGCUAAUUGAUCUGUUAUUAAUGAUCUCCUCAAGCAUCUACUUUACUGAGCUAGACAGAUAAACACACAGCAAUCUCUCUUUUAUAAAAACCCUGUAAGUCCUUAACAAAUGUGAAUGCAGAAUGCAUCUGGGGAAUGUUAAAUUAUUUUAAUUAUUGCUAUUGUCAAAGGUUUUUUUUUUUGUUUGUCUUGAUCGGAGAUGUGUGGCGAUCAGUUUCUCUUCCUCGCCUGUAGGGGGCAGUACUGUGCUGCUAAGACUAGGAGAGCAUCAUUAAAGGGAUAUUUCACCCCAAACUAUUCCUUUAAAUCCUCUCUCACUAUAAUAGCCCUGCACCGUAUGCACAUUUGUCUUUGGUUAUUUUCUUUCUUUAAUUUUACACCUGCAGACGAACCGUUGAAAUGUCUGACAUGUCACUCAGAUAUGUGCCGAGGAACUCAUUCUUCAAAACUAGGGCCAUAAUGACAUGAGCUGUGUUCACUGCACGACCUCCCUCGAGCGCUUCGCUGCUUAAAUACAGGACACCUUCAUUUCGGGACGGUUGGCAACCCUGAUAUCACUGUAUAUAUGCAGCUCAUAAGGGGUCAUUCAGUGCACAUUAUUUCUACCGUAUGUCGUAUUCAUUUUCAUGUGAGGACUGAAAUCAAACAUGACAGAAGCAAGAGUUCAGUGCUUUAUUUCCUCAGGGAAAUGUGUGCGUUUGUAACCAUUAAUGCUGAAUAAAUACAUAUGGACGGUCACUUGGGUUUGUAUUUUUGGUGCAGCAGAGAAAAAUUUCUAAAUCAGUCACUAGGAAGAUGUACAUUUGUGAUCAGUCUUUUUAUGUCUGUAAUUUAUUUUUUAUUUGCUUUAAUAAAUAUUAUAAAUCUGCCUUUUGAGUUUUUCCCCCACCUGCUGCUCUGUAAUAAAUGGC
Molecule: messenger RNA, 10375 nt
Organism: Xyrauchen texanus (razorback sucker)
Lineage: Eukaryota; Metazoa; Chordata; Actinopteri; Cypriniformes; Catostomidae
Gene: atp13a3
Product: ATPase 13A3
Exons: 34
Coding region: 241-4005 (1254 amino acids)
Biological process (GO): polyamine transmembrane transport; intracellular calcium ion homeostasis
Cellular component (GO): late endosome membrane
Molecular function (GO): P-type ion transporter activity; ATP binding; polyamine transmembrane transporter activity
Source: RefSeq, a predicted model, not a curated record